Molecule: messenger RNA, 1423 nt
Organism: Physcomitrium patens
Lineage: Eukaryota; Viridiplantae; Streptophyta; Bryopsida; Funariales; Funariaceae
Molecular function (GO): metal ion binding
Source: RefSeq, a predicted model, not a curated record
CUGUACAAUAGUGCUUGUGGCACAGGUUGUGUGGUGAUGACCCAAUUCUCAGAAAUCGGAGAAGCGAAUGUGACAUUUACAGCUGUAACUUGCACGCACAUGUGCGGUAGAAGUGAAGUUCCCGUAAAAGCAAUGAGGUUAAUUACAAAAAGUCCGAGGUCUUUAAAUCAGAGUAGAGAGUACUGUAGGGAGGAAUUCCAAACCGCGUAGAACAGGGGCUCAGGCGUUGGCUCCGGGCGUAUAAGAAAGUAGUUCCCCGCGGGAAGCCUCAAUCGUUCCUCAGUCUCCUCUCAACCUCAACAGCGGCCCCUUCGCAAGCAGUUGUGUUUAGUUUACUACAAUUCUCUCUCUGGAAUUGGAGAUUGUCAAAGAGCGAGCUCCAAGAAUUAGAGUCGUGUUCAAGUACUGAGACCUGACUUGUUGAAGUAUUAGCGUGUCUUUGAGCAUUUUCUGAGAUUCGGGAGGAUUGCCCGCACUGCACCGAUCGCAGGAGUGCUAUUCUGUGCUCUAGCUGCAACAGCGUCGCGAUGGAUCCUCAACACCAAGCAAUUUAUGCCAAAGAGCAAAAGGACGUUCCAGACUGGAUGAAGGCUCACCACGAAUGGCAGGCAGCAGUCGAUAUCAACAAGUUGCCCAAAUACCAAUUGAAGGUGAAAAUGUGCUGCAUGAAAUGUGAGGAGAAAGUGCUGGAGGAGAUCCGUGAAGUGCACGGCGUCUUCGACGUGAAGGUCGAUAGAAUGAACAGCAAGGUUGUGGUGGUGGCUCUGCCUCCUCCCAACAUUCUGGACGAGCACGAGGUCCUGCGAAAGGCUAAGAAAAUCUACAGGAAGGCCAAGUUUGUGGAGCUGGACGCCAGCGAGAAACCCAAGAAUGAAGACAACAAGAAAAAAGAGGAUGACAAGAAGAAGGCCGAGGAAGCGAAGAAGCAGAAGGAACAACAUGCGGGGAAUUCCACCACCAACACCACGUACUACACCUCGCAGCCUUACAUCUUCUGGCCGGGCCAGCGAUUCGUCCCUCCCCAGGCAGGAGAGUAUCGCCCAAGCCAAUGGUAUGGUCCUCCAUACCAGUACCCACCGUUGCCAAACCAGCAAGAGGGCUCCCGCUUGCAACAAUACGUCUAUUACUACUAAACACCAACAACACCAACACCAACAGUACCAACAACAGCGUAGUCUUCGACGACAGCUUGUAACAACACCAGCUUUGCGAUGCUCAAAAACUCCUCGAAGCUUGGUAGGCUGCCACCACUCGAUGGAGGAUAAGAGCAAAUUUUCCCCCUUUUGUACAUUACCUUGGUAGAGAGAGCUAGACUUCGCUGGACUUGGAGGAGCUUCGACGUGCGGAAAUCGAAGCUCCUGAUGUGUACAUAUUGUCGCGGCAUAAGUUUAUGAGAAAGGUCGGGUGAUUUUCCUUUACAACA